This is a messenger RNA of Peronospora belbahrii, 390 nucleotides long. The record is from the annotation of a GenBank genome assembly. Lineage: Eukaryota; Oomycota; Peronosporomycetes; Peronosporales; Peronosporaceae.
AUGCGUUUCUACUAUAUCGCUCUAGCUGUUGCUUCUGCUUUAUGUACAAGCACUGAUGGUUUUGAGGCUGGCUCCUAUUCUGCUGGACACGCUUCGCUGAGAACGGCUCAGCAGGAAGACGAUACAGGCAUGCCGCGUUUCCUGAUCGAUGAAAAUGCGGAUGGAUCACGUGUUGAGACUUCAAAUGACAACUCUCUUUCCAAGCCGCAGGGCGGGAAGAAAGUCGAUCUACAUGAGGAACGUUUGUUUGAUAUCUUAUACGAUGACGAUGACGAUGACAAAUUACUUGUCUACGACCGUUACGAUGGCAGAUACCAUUCAAGAAAAAGGUACCGUGUCAGCAGAUAUCAUGAUGACGACGAUGACAGUUAUGUCUAUUAUAACGAUUAG